CACGGGCGUUCGGUACUGAUUUGUGGGAUAGCUCAAUCGUACUAUGGAUAAACUGUUCUACCACAUCCAGGCUUCAUUCUCCAAUCACUUUCUAUAACACGAUCGUGCGCCGCAUUCCAGCACCCCCCUCGAAAUUGCGCACCUUGACGCAAAAGGACAUUCGGAAAUGUCAGACUCGGAGCGCGAAAACGUGCUAGCAGCAAUUCAGGGCAGUGGCCUGGGCCCACGCAGACAACCUAUAUCAAUGGCGGAGCUAGAACAGCCUCUCCAGUCUGCUGGCGCACAAGGUCGAUCCGCACGACAAUACGAGGAGGUGAGCGAUGCUCAGUUACAAGGUCUCGAGUCUCGCGUGCAGACAAUAGACGUGGCUGCCCUGACACCGCCAGCAACGAGUCGUUCGCAAUCGCCUACGACUGCAUCCGGUCCGACGAUUGACUUUGACGGCCUGUCAUUUCCGAGUGUGGGUGCACUUGGCCGUCUGCAAGAUCGCGAGGAUCCAGAACAAGCAAAAGCGAGGCUUCAAAAGCUGUCGGGCGCAGUGCGCACAAUACUAGAAUGCAUCGGCGAGGACCCAGACCGCGAAGGCUUACACGGCACGCCGGAGCGUUAUGCAAAGGCCAUGAUGUUUUUCACGAAAGGCUACGAAGAGAACUUGAGGGACAUUGUCAAUGGCGCUAUCUUUCAUGAGAAUCACGAUGAGCUGGUGAUCGUGAAAGACAUUGAGAUCUACUCGUUGUGCGAGCAUCAUUUAGUGCCCUUUACUGGAAAGGUCCACAUCGGAUACAUACCUUCGAAUCGGGUCAUCGGUCUAUCGAAAUUGGCCCGCAUCGCCGAGAUGUUCAGUCGCCGGCUGCAGGUCCAGGAGCGCUUAACAAAGCAGAUUGCCAUAGCAUUGCGAGACGUCCUCAGUCCUCAAGGCGUGGGGGUGGUCAUGGAAUGUACGCACAUGUGCAUGUGCUCGCGAGGCGUUCAAAAGUCUGGGGCAUUGACAAUCACCAGCUGCAUGCUUGGAGCCAUGAGAAAGCGCGCCAAGACGAGGGAAGAAUUCCUCAGCCUGAUCAAAGGGUAGACAGGCCCGCACCGAUAUUGUUUUCUGGCUGGGAGACGGGGGGAGGUAGUUUGAUUGCUCUGUCGCGGGUUUGAACACGCAGGGUUUUUGAUGGGCAUUAUGGCAUGGCAACGGCGUUCGACGAGAGAUGGGCAUGGCCAGGUCUCACUCUAGUGGAGAGGUUGCUUCAACAGGCCUUCCAGUGAUACCAGCGCUCAACGCAGCGUAAGUUUUGUGUUUUUGAUAUCUAGAAAGACCAAUAUGGGAGAGUUUCGCGACAGCGUUCACGACUGCUUUGGCUGCCUCGGAGCCUUCCACUACUGACGUGCCUGCCUAAUU
This is a messenger RNA of Sphaerulina musiva SO2202, 1387 nucleotides long. RefSeq names its product GTP cyclohydrolase I. The record is from RefSeq and is a predicted model, not a curated record. The transcript has 2 exons. Lineage: Eukaryota; Fungi; Ascomycota; Dothideomycetes; Mycosphaerellales; Mycosphaerellaceae. Gene Ontology annotation, biological process: tetrahydrofolate biosynthetic process; tetrahydrobiopterin biosynthetic process. Gene Ontology annotation, cellular component: cytoplasm. Bases 167 to 1069 code for a protein of 300 amino acids. Gene Ontology annotation, molecular function: GTP binding; zinc ion binding; GTP cyclohydrolase I activity.